This is a messenger RNA of Stylophora pistillata, 1392 nucleotides long. Its product is annotated as adenosine receptor A2b-like. Gene Ontology annotation, cellular component: membrane. Lineage: Eukaryota; Metazoa; Cnidaria; Anthozoa; Scleractinia; Pocilloporidae. The record is from RefSeq and is a predicted model, not a curated record. Gene Ontology annotation, molecular function: G protein-coupled receptor activity. Gene Ontology annotation, biological process: G protein-coupled receptor signaling pathway.
UUCAGCUGUUCAUUAAAAGAAACAAAACUCUUUCAAAUAUGCUAAUGUAAGUUUACCAUAGCAGAAAAACAUUUUGAAAAGAAGAUCGCUGUCAAAAAGUUAAUAGCCCGGCUUUAAACUCCUUACGUCAGACAUUCUGGACAAUAUAUGCUAUAGCUUCUUAAUUGAAGAACAGUAUAUUGGACAGUCAAUAUGCUUGGUAAUUACUUUGUGCAAGGUUCUAGCUUCGAAGCUCGUAUAUUGACAAGGACGAUCCACAAAUGGAAUUAAAUCGAUCGGAUAACUGUUUCUUUCUUGUGAAUCCAGAGUUCCACAAUGUUCAAUACCGCUAUUCUUCCAACUUUGCAACGAGUCUCAUUAGCGGCAUAUUUUCGCCCGUUGCCGUCAUCGCAAAUUUCGUUGUUCUCUAUGUAAUUUUCCGUGUUGUAUGGCUUCGAGAUCCUUCCAACCUGCUCCUGGCCUGCUUGGCCGCCUGUGAUAUGCUGAUUGGCGUUAUUGUCCAGCCCAGCUACGUCUCCUUCCGCCUGAGUGAAAACAGAGACCAUUUCGUGCCGUGGGUAGUGAGAAUAAUCUAUUCGACGUCAUUUUUUAUCUGUUACGGAGUGUCUUUCUUAACGCUCAACGCAAUCAGCUGCGAACGCUACAUCGCCCUGACAAUUCAUCUUCGCUACAAAGCUAUCGUCACCAAACGUCGCCUGCUACUGGUAGCCGCUGUAAUAUGGAUCUUAAACACUUCACUGACUUGCCUCCAAUUUGCUGGCAUCAAUGAUACCGUGAGAACAAUUCAUUUAACAAUCUGGUUUGCAUGCUUGUUAACUUCGGGUCUGCUGCAGUUUAGAAUUGUCGGGAUCGUUCGUAAGCAUCACGAUCAAAUCCGACGACAAGAACACCAGUUUAACUUGAACGCGAAUAGUUACCGACGCCAACUCAAACUUGCUAGCAACAUAGCUUAUAUCGUAGGAUUCUAUUUGCUCCUCAACCUACCAGUUCUUGUAGUGACGACUUAUCACCAGAUACUCAGAAGAAAUUUGAGUACCCUGAAUUAUUACAGCUGGGCAGAGACUGUGGCUCUUUUGAAUUCGUCUCUAAAUCCUUUUAUUUGUUGCUGGCGAAGUCGAAAUAUACGGAAAGCAAUUUUUAAAAUCGUGGCAACAUGGAUAGCAUGUAAUUCUUCGAGCAAGGGAGGAAAUGAAGAUGCUGCCCAUAACGGUGUAAAGAAUUCAAGAAAGUAUGAAUUUGGUUGUCAUCUAAAUAUGAAGUCGCUCCGACUUCAACAGCUGAAAUGUGAGUUGGAAAAAUUCACUCCAAUAAAUUUUCAUAGCGACAUCGUGAAUUGAUCUUCAUUAUUCAUACUCCAAAAGGGUUCCAAAAGUGAACUUCUAGAAAGGUAAA